Molecule: messenger RNA, 3463 nt
Organism: Poeciliopsis prolifica (blackstripe livebearer)
Lineage: Eukaryota; Metazoa; Chordata; Actinopteri; Cyprinodontiformes; Poeciliidae
Gene: cep85l
Product: centrosomal protein 85, like
Exons: 13
Coding region: 511-2904 (797 amino acids)
Cellular component (GO): centrosome
Source: RefSeq, a predicted model, not a curated record
AAAUCUGUGGACGCGCAUUCAUCUGAAUGAAAGCCUGGCUCUGCAGUGGCCCCUUCUGAACUUAGUUGGGUCUUUCUCAGUUCAUCCUGGAUAGAGCCAGGAUGAUGAUGAUGAUGAUGAUGAUGAUGAUGAUGAUGAUGAUGAUGAUGAUGUCAAGCCUGGCUUUAUCUUUUAUCCUGGAUUGUGUAACGCUAUUUUUGUGUAACAGCCCUCAGGAGUUACCAUGUCUGCUGCUGCUGGCUGUGGAGGAGGAGGAAGAGAAGGAGGAGUUGAUGUUUCAUGCCUGCGUUCUGUAGAGGACGUUCAGCUAAAAAGCUGCAGACUAACAGAAACACGGAGGGUUAUUUCUUGAAAAGUUACUUCUUAAAGAACAUUACAGACGAUGGUUUUAUUUGUUCUAGAUGAAAUCGUGUUUUGAGUCGGUUUCCAUGUUUUUUUUUCCGGAAGCUGUAAUUUCUCUUUUGUCUUCUGAUCGGAUUUCGGGUUUCAUGCUCCCCGACAUCAAACACAAUGUGGUACAGAAGUGACUUUAAAGCCGGAUUUGAAGCUAAUAAAGCAGGCCCUAGUUGUGGCUCUGGAUGGUUUCCAGGACAUGAGUCAAGCUGGCACAGCAGUCUGCCUUGCUCUGGAGGCAGGAUCUGUGAUGGACGACGACAAAGCUCUGUGUCUGACAGCGGCGACACGGGAAUCGGCACCUACUGCUCUGACAGUUUGGAAGAUGACUCCUGUUCCAGUGCAACUCCUCUGUCUUCCCUUCUUCUGUCACAGCAUAACUUAAACCAGGAAGAGGAUGGCGUCCCUUCAGCUCUCGCCACGUCAUCUGCUUCGUCUUCACCAAGAAUCCUUUUAAAAAUGGCCUCUCCUUCCCACAGCCCCAGCUGUUGGAAUAUGUCUCGCAAUAUUAGUAAGCAUGCCACAUCUUCUUUAGAAGCUCCAAGCAGUUUGGACAUGAAAGUGCAUCAACCCAUCAGAAGGUCAUCCUCUUUUACCAAGCUGUCAUCAGGGGUUGAUAAGAGUUCCACAAAGACAUCCAGUUACUGUUACAGCCCAAGUGCUGAGGGUUCGCUGGACAGAGGUGUACUUCAUGGUUAUAGAAAGAAAAGAUGGGAUUCAAAUGUCAACCUUUACCUACCGUUGUCUUCUACCAUGAACUGCAGCAAUAUUCUGCUGAGAUCUCCUGGUGCAGAGCCCAGCUAUCGCUACAAACAGAGUAAUAGAUCUACUGGCUUGAAUACAAAUCUGGCCCCUUCCUCGUCUCAUUCUUCUCCAGUUAAAUACAGCUUAAGCUGCUCCAGUUUUUAUGAGUCGAAAGAUUCUGGGAAAGGUCAGCAAAUAUGUGGUCUUCAUUCAUCUAGCUGGGGUGACUGGCCGGUGGCUGAAAACCCUGACACAGGCAUACCCAUUCAGCCAGCUGUUCGAACCCAGAUGUGGCUGACUGAGCAGAUGGACUACCAGCCCAGACUGGAGAGUGGAAAUGAACCUGGUCAGGCCAGUUCACCAGGUACAGAAGACGAUGGUAUAAACAGCCUCACAUUGUCUCCUCAGGAAUCUGGAUUUAACCAGAUGCUCAUGGAAACUUCCAUUCCUUCUAACACUCUACUGAAGGUUAAGGAGAAACUGUUGAGGGAAAGAGAACUGGAGAUACAAAGCCAAAAGCAGCAAAUUAUGCAGCUGCAUGUGUGGAUCAGAGAGAAUGAGCACAGAGCCCAGCAGGUCCUGGGCAGCCAGAGAGGACAGUUUCAUACCUCCAUAAUUCCAAAUACUGAGGAGUCAGCAAUGACGACAGCCAGCAAGCUGCAAUCUGAUAGGCGAUGUUGUGAUGAAGAACUUAGUAAGAAGUUAGCAGCUGCUGAACUUGAAGUGCUCCAUCUGAACCUGUUUUUUAAGCAGGUCACUCUGAAAUAUACAGAGGAGAUCAGAAAACUGGAAGAGAAGAUAAAGACAAGAGAUCGUUACAUCACCAGUCUGAAGAAGAAAUACCAGAGAGAGAGUGAGCAGAACCAAGACAAACAACAACGCAUUGAGAUAUUAGAGAAAUACCUGUCUGAUCUGCCCACAUUAAAUGAAGUUCAACUCCAGUCCAAACAGCAGAAGAAGUUAGAGGAAAAAAACAGGCGUCUUGAGAUUACAGUGUUCCAGUUACAGAAGAGCAUAGAAGAGGGAUGUGCAUUGGUAAAGAAGAAAGAUGUCAUGAUUGAGAUGCAGGCCAAGACAGAGAAUGAGAUGAUGACAUCUGUACAAAGGUUGCGUAAAAAAGUGCAGCAGUGUCUGGAUGAUGGGGCAAGGCUGCCGGUGCAAGAUCUAAAAAACCUUUUGGGAGAAAAUUCUCAGCUCCUGCAGCAGCAAGACAACAGCAACAUGGUAUUAAGGAUUCAGAAGGAUGAAAUUGAGAGACUAACUUCACAACUAAUGGCCACUAGUGGAAGACUGCUAAAAAAAAGAGGUGCCGCUCACCCACCAGUGGGUUGUUCUCAGCAAAAGGAGGAGAACUUGGUCAGCAUGCUCAGAGCCUUCUCUCAGGUAUCACUCUCUGGAACAGGGGUCUCAAACUCCAGUCCUCAAAGGCUGCUGUCCUGCAGUUUUUAUGUGCCACAGGACAAAGACAAGUCAGAAGUGGAUGAACUAUUCAAAGAGAUGUCUUUGUGUCUUCUUGACCUGCAAGGUUUCUGCAGCAUCCUGGCCCAAAGAGCGCAGGGAAAAGAGCCCAACCUCUCUCUGCUUCUGGGAAUGAAAUCACUCAGCGUCUCAGCAGAGGAACAGGAGCACCAACUGGCUGGAGGAGAAGAGGAACCGAGCUGUAAGCUGCUCCAAGUCGGCCUACUGAAGAGAGGAAUAGAUGAUCUGAGGAGAACUGUAGCAGAAUACUGUCCUCAGUAUGUGGCUCCAAGUUGUGCCACGCAGUGAAUUCUUAAACAUUAGAUUCAUCGAAUCUCUAACGCUAUCUCUAACGCUAUGCUUGGAAAAUGAAUCCUACUAUCUGUCACAGCUCUGAAGGAUUUGGAUGUGUCUGAAGUUUUGUAACAACUGUUGCCUCUAAUCCACUUCAGACCAGAGGCAUGGCACUCAAUGCGAGCUGAGCAACACCAUCCAUUGCUCUACUCCUCUGACAUAUGGGAUCUGAUGCAGUUAAUAAAAUGUUGAGAAUGGUGACACUAACUUGGCUUGGAAAUUAGGAUAUUACUUACGGUUAUAUAAGAAUAAAAUUCAAAGUCCAAGCAGAACUUUCUACCUGUUCAUACUAUGGAUAGUCAUAUUACAUCCACUCAAAAUUUGCGAAGUGGUGUCCUUCCUGCUGCAGAACAUGGCUCACUAUGGAAGAUACGCUGCAGGUUAGUAACAGCAGUGGGUCGAUUUGGUCUCAGACUUGGUUCUGGUGCUGCUCACCACAAGGCCCACUUCACUAAACUGUUUUUAUAAAAUAAACCAUCAAACAUCCAAGUUUACAUUAAAAUAUGUACAGAAA